CAACGAUAUUUUGUCAUUCUUCGCUCGCACCUCACAAACGAUCGACGUCUUGGUUUCAGUCUCGGGGAUUAUGACUUGAAACAGUUUGAAAAUAGAUAUUAUUUAAAGAAAAUAUAUCUAUAUAUAUAUUCAGCCAUAGAGUUCGCAUAGAGUUUUUUACGAAAUAGUCACAGCAUCUACAUAUAGAACGUCGCAAGGAUAACGCAAUAAACAAUAAAGAAGCGAAUGUAUCAGUAAAGAAAUAUAUUUCAAUAUAUAUAUAUAAAGUGAAGAAGCAAAUCAAAGAGAAAAGUGAUCUAGAGGUGUUUUUAUUUUAGUGCAGUUGACAACUGCAUCGAUUUGGUUGUCAUUUUCAAUGAUAUAUAGUGAUAUAUAACGACUUAAAAUGCAACGACAAAAUCCGAACCCAUACCAGCAGCAACAGCUGCAGGAGCAGCACCAACAACAGCAGGUGCAGCAGCAAUACUCCACCCAGGAGUACUCGCACUCCACUCAAGAGCAGCACCAGCAAAGGAUUAGCCGCACUGAACAACAUGUUCAGAGGAGUCAAAUCACCACUCAGCAACGAGGUCAGUCCGUCUGCCUGUCUGCGCCCGUUGGCCCAGCUCUGCCCUGCCAUGCCCUGCCAUGCCACGCCACGCCCGAAUUGUCUCGUUUACGGAUUUCGACAAGCUGUAUUGGCCAGUGGGAUUCACACCGUGGAUUUAGAAUCCCCACUGUUCCAUUCUCUUGUUACCGAAUUUCCAUACGAUACAGACAAUCGCCUUUUCUGCUCAUGCCAAUUUCAUUGUAACCUUCACUAAAUGC
Drosophila arizonae is the source of this 807-nucleotide messenger RNA. It is a transcript of the gene sls, whose product is annotated as sallimus. Gene Ontology annotation, molecular function: protein kinase activity; protein binding. The record is from RefSeq and is a predicted model, not a curated record. NCBI's taxonomy places the organism in Eukaryota, Metazoa, Arthropoda, Insecta, Diptera, Drosophilidae.